AUGAAAGACGAUGCAGAAAGGGGGGACGAUGAGCUAGCCAAAAUUAAAAGCUCAAACGGUAACGAUGCAGAUGUGGGUGCAAACAACGCGGACAACUCGAUUAGUUCGGACAACUCGAUUAGCUCGGACAACUCGAUUAGCUCGAACAACUCGAUUAGCUCGAACAACUCGAUUAGCUCGAACAACUCGAUUAGCUCGAACAACUCGAUAAACUCUGACACGGAAAUACGAAGUGACGUUUCAGUUUAUACAAAUGCCAAGUCGGAGGGGGAAGCUAUUCACGUGGAUAAGCCGGAGGGAAGUUGUUCAGGUGCAUCUAUGAGUCAGGGUGGAAGGGGAGGAACUGUGGGUCGAGGGGAGAACGACCAGAAAGAGGACGAACAUGGAGAAGCGGCACAUGUGAAAGGCAGCGAAGGGGACGAAAAGGGUGAAGAAAAAUAUGCUCAUGAGAGGAGAUCCCUAAACGUAGACCCCACUGUCGUAAGAUGCAAAGAUAAGAAUGGAUCUCUUGAUUCCGGGGACACCCACCAAGGUGGAGGCGGCGUAAAGGAUGACGCAGAGGACGACGUAAAGGAUGAUGUAAAGGACGACGCAAAGGGCGACUCAAAGGAUGACGUAAAUGACGACCCAAAGGACGACCCAAAGGACGACCCAAAGGACGAACGGCGUAGCAGUCGCGACGGCACCGAUGAGAUUCACAACAAGAACGGAGACAAACCAGUGACAGAUUCAAGCGAUUGCACUAAAGAGCUGGAGACAAAAAUGAGUUACCAAAAUAAACAGGAUCAGGUGAACCUAAGCAGAAGCGCAAAUGAAGGCGCAUCUGGUGGGAAGGGUGCAGCAACUGAAAGUGAUCCCAAUGGACAUGCCAGCGAAGUGGGAGAGCAGAGCAGCGAGGAAGGUGAGCAGACUGCAAAAGGGGAGCAGCCCGCAAAAGGUGAGCAGCCCGCAAAAGGGGAGCAAAACGAACAGAGCGAAGAACGUGAGGGCACCCCAAAUGGAGACAACGAUGGCUACCUACAUGAAAUACCAAAAGGGGGAGCUUCCGGAGAGGUGAGAGAUGAAGGGAAUGAGUUGGAGGACGGAAAAAUGGAGAUGGUCGAAGAGAUUCCGUCUGUGAUUGCUUCUGAAUCAGAUGGAGAUGUGACGGACGAACGAAAUUUGAAGAGACGCUUCAUGAGAGGGUCAGCCGAUAGAAAAGAAAACGACGGGCACGACUCGGGUGUUGACGGUUCGAAGGAACUGAUUAAUGCAGGUUCAGCGCAAUUAAGUGAUAAAGGCUCGGAAAGGGGUUCCAUCGUUAGAGGGGCAGGUGCUUUGAAAGGAAACGACAUGGAGGAGAUUGCAAUCAUUAACGGGGCAGGUGCUUUGAAAGGAAACGACAUGGAGGAAAUUGCAAUCAUUAACGGGGCAGGUGCUUCAGGAGGAACUGCGUCGAGGAAGGGAUCCUAUGUUAUCGGAGCAAGCCAGUUUAAUCAGGACACUGCAAAGAAAAACUCGCACGAUAGCAGCGUAGGUGGGUUGACAGAAAAUGCGCCGGAAAAAAACUCAUUCGUUAACAGGGCAGCCGACUCGAAUGAAGACAGCAGAAGGAAGGCUUCCCGAAUUAAUGGUACAGACGAUUCGGGUGAAAACGACUCAAAGAGGGGUUCACUUGUUAGCGGAGAAGGCUACUUUAGUGGAAUCUUUUCAGCGGGAGAUUCACUUGCUGAGAGGACAAUCGAUUCGAAAGAAAGGGAGACCAAGACGGGCUCGUCUAUGAGCUGGUCAGGCGAUUUGAUGGCGAAAGACACGAAAGGCACGAACGGAACGAGCGGAACGAACGGAGCGAACGACACAAACGGAACGAACGACACGAACGGAACGAACGACACGAACGGAACGAACGACACGAAUGGAACGAACGACACAAACGACACAAACGGAACGAACGGAACGAGCGGAACGAACGGAGCGAACGACACAAACGGAACGAACGACACAAACGGAACGAACGACACAAACGACACGAACGGCACUUCGCACAUGAAUAGACCGGACGACGUGAGUGAAAGCAGCUCGGAAAAACUACAUGUAGAGAUCGCCACUAACCUGAGCGUUAACCAGGCAUGCGACUCAAAUGAGACUAAAUCGGAGGCAUCCUUUAUGAGCAUCAAAGUCAUUUCUAAUGCAAGCGGCGCAAAGGAGUCGAGAGGUGGCAGCCAAGACAGGGAGAAUGAAAACAUGGAAAAUGACCCGUCCGUAGGCACUUCUGGGGACGCAGAUGGGACCGAGGAAAGGAGGGGUUCACAUAUUAUCGAUCCGGAUUACUCCUGUGGAAGCAGUGAGAAGAAGGCAUCACUUCUUAACAGCACAGCCUGCUCGGAUGGAAGCACCGCAAAGAAGGCAUCACUUCUUAACAGCACAGCCUACUCACACGAAAACGAUUUAGACGAACUCCGCAUAAACAACGCCACUAAAGUCUUUGCUGACAGGUCAGGUGAUUUGAUUCAAAAUGGCACAAGUAAGACAAGGACGUAUGAGGACCCCUCAGGGGAUGUCAGUGAGAAAAUUCCCACAAGGGAAUCAUACGUUAGGAAGACAGCCGAUUUUAGUGAAAAUAAGUCGAAGGGGGAUCCUUGCGUGGACAGGACAAGCACUACGAACGAGCGAAACGAACUCCAUUUUUGCAUUAACAGGUCAGGGGAUUCAAGUGUGAAAAAGAUGAAGAAGGGCUCACACAUGGAUAGUUCAUCCGGUUCGAAGGAAAACGACGCAGCUGAGUUGGGGGUAAACGGCGCAAUUGAAUUGGGGGGAAAUGACGCAUCUGAAUUGGGGGUAAACGACGCAGCCGAAUUGGGGGUAAACGACGCAGCCGAAUUGGGGGUAGGCAGUGUGAGUGAAAAUUGCGCCGAGGGAGUCUCCUACAUGGAGAGCUCAAAGAGGGGGUCCUACAUGGAGAGUUCAAGAAGGAGGUCCUACAUGGAUACUUCAAAGAGGGGGUCCUACAUGGAGAGUUCAAGGAGGGGGUCCUACAUGGAGAGUUCAAGGAGGGGGUCCUACAUGGAGAGUUCAAGAAGGAGGUCCUACAUGGAGAGUUCAAGGAAGGGCUCCUACAUGAGCAAGGAAACCCACCUGAACGAGGGCAACACAAAGAAGGGAUCCUUCGUGGGUACGGCAGACCAUCCUAACGAAGACAACACAAAGGAGGGAUCCUAUGCAAUCAUCGCUGGUGAUUCGAAUGAAAGGAGCGGAAGGAAGGCUUCCCAAAUUAGUAGUCCAGGUAACUGGAGUGAGAGGAACCGAAGGAGUCCUUUUCAUAUGCACAGGAUUGACCAUUUGAGUGAAACCAGUUCGAAGACGGGGUCAUACAUGGAUGCUUCGGGGGAUACGCGCACAAAGGAGAAAAGUGCGUUUUAUAUUAACAGGUCAGGUGAUCUGAGGGGAAGCAGAUCAAGGAAGGCUUCACACAUUAGCAGGAAAAGUGACGUGGGCCAAGGAGAGGGAAACACAUCGUGCGUCAGUAGGUCAGAUGGUCUGAAGGAAAACGACACGGGGAAGACAUCGCAUGUAAAUGGGACAGACUAUUCGAACGAAAAGGAUGGAAGUUCUUCGCUCGUUGGAGAGUCAGGCGAUUUAGACGAAGGUAACACGAAGAAGACUUCAUUUAUGAACGAAGAAAGUGAUUCGCAAUUUAGCAGGUCGAGAGAUUUGAUGGAAAACGGUUCAGGCGAAUUAAAGGUGGGCGCUUCAAAUGAGUUAAAUGUUAACCAGUUGGGCGAUCUCCUUGGAAACGAUGUAGAGGGAAACGUCUGUAUGGAUAGGCUAGACUACCCCUGUGAGAGUAGCCUAAUCGAAGAACGUACGGAAGACUCAACGAGGUUAAGUGUUGACAGGUCAGAAAAUAUAAACGAAAAGAAGACAGUACGGAUGUCACUCAGUGGAGGAUCCGUCAGUUCAUCUCAAAAUGAAAAAGGAGACCCCCUUUAUCUGACCAGUGGAGGUAAAUUUAUUGAAAAAAAUUUGAGUGAAUGGAGCCUUAGCACAUCUAAGGGGAGUUCAUCUAUGAACAAGUCCGGCGAUUCAAAUGGUAGACAGGAGUCGAAAGAACUAACAGGAGAUAUGACGAAUAAGAUAAGAGCCAACAGUUCAGGCCAGUCGUAUGAAGAAAACCCUGAGAAGUCCUACUUUGGCACCGCCGAUAAUUCAAAGGGGGAGACAGAAACGAGGAGAUCCUAUGUAAAGGGAACAGAUAACUCGAAUGAAUACCUCCCAAAUGAGCCAUGUACAGAAGGAGAUCCAUCGUUGAGUAUUACUAAUUUGAGUGGAAUGAGCGGAAUGAGUGGAAUGAGUGGAGGCAAGUCAAACAGGGGGGCAUUCACCAGCAUGGCAAUCCCUUCCAGUGACAGCGGAGGUAGGAAGACUUCCCACAUCAUGAACAGGACAGGGGGGUCGAAUGAAAGUACUGCAAGGGAGGCCUCCGACAUGAACUAUGUAUACAAUUUUGAGAAAGACGACACAAAGGAAUCCAUAGUUAGCAUAUCGGUAGGGUCGAACAGAAGAAACACAAAGAAGGGGUUACGUAUGAGCAGGUCGGACCGUUUGAAUGAGGACCGCUCGAAGAGCCAGUCUAUCGAUGGUGUUGGCGAUUCGAAUGAAGGGAGCGGAAGGAGGGGGUCGCACGUGGAGAGGUCAAGGGAGGGAUCCUACGUGGGGAGGUCAAUGAAGGGGUCCUACGUGGAGAGGCCAAUGGAAGGGUCCUACGUGGAGAGGCAAAUGGAAGGGUCCUACGUGGAGAGGCCAAGGGAGGGAUCCCACCUUGACAGGGAAGACCACUCGAGGGAGGAGAGCGAAAGGGAAGCUUCCCAAAUUAGUAGCCCAAAUAACUGGAGUGAGCAAAACAGAAGGAAAGGCUCGCAUACUCACAGGGUAUACAACUCAAGCGAAAACGAAUUAAAGGAGGAAUCGAGUAUUAACAACUCAGGCGAUUUACUUAAAAACGGUGAUAGGAAGACGUACUACACACACAGGUCAGGCGAUUACAAUGAAAACUACGAGGAGGAAGUCACUGCCGUUAAGGGAUCAGAUGAUUCGGAGGAAGAAAGCACAUACGAAUUGGACACAGACGGUGCGACGAAAUUGACAGUCAACACUUCAAGCCGUUUAGUAAAAAAAAAUGGACGGAAGAAGACGUCACAUAUGAAUAGGCCAAAUGACUCCAACGAAAUAAACACGAGGAAGGACUCAUCCUUAGAGAAGUCAAUUAAUUUUAGUGAAAACGGGUUGAGGAAAACCUCACAUGUGCUGAAGUCAGAGACAGGCGAGAUCGCCAACAAGACAGCCGCUACAAAUGAAAGCGACUCAGCCAAGGAAUGUAUUAACAGUGCAGCCGAUACAUAUGAAAGCAACCCUGAGGUUUUUUCCCAUGUUAGUGGGUUGGCAGAUGUGAGCGAAAGCAACACGAAGAAGGGGUCACUUAUUGACAGGUUAGACAGUCUGAAUGCGGACGACCACUCGAAGAGCUUCUCUAUUGGCAGGGCUGGCGGUUUUAAUGAUGAGAGGGAAAGGGACUACCACAUGAGCAGGGUUGGUCAUUUAAAUGAAAUACACGAUAACUCAUCGCUCACGAAUCGGAAUGGAGAAUUGGGUGAGAAGGGGGAACAAGAUUUUCCCACCAAUAGGUUAGGUGGUGCAGAUGAAAUGAACGACACCGAUUUGCACGCAAACGGGGUUGAUGAUUUAGCCGAGAAGAGCUAUCGCGACCCCUGCAUUAAGAAGACAGGUGAUAUGGAGAAGCCAGGUGAUAUGGAGAAGCCAGGUGAUAUGGAGAAGCCAGGUGAUAUGGAGAAGCCAGGUGAUAUGGAGAAGCCAGGUGAUAUGGAGAAGCCAGGUGAUAUGGAGAAGCCAGGUGAUAUGGAGAAGCCAGGUGAUAUGGGCAAGCCAGGUGAUACCGACAAAACGAAAGACCCCACCCCGCAGGAGAGCCGGGUCGGCACCCCUGACGAAACGCAGCGGACGGAUGGAUUGAGGGCAAGCAGCGCAGUCAGUGAAAGCCAAAAGCCGAUUAAAAAAUUGAGGGAGUAUUUUUUGAGUGGAAAAAACGAUUCAGGGAUGUUGAAAGACAGCACGAGGGACGUAAGUGGGGGACUACGCGAAAGGGGUGCAGAAGAAAGGGGUACAGACGGAAAAGGAAGAGGCGAAAAAGGCAACCCUCACCAUUUUAAAAACUACCAGGGGAAAUAUAAAUUUCAAAUGAACAUGAAGGAGGAGGAAAUAAAUGAGCUGCAGAAAAAGUUAAAGGAUGAAUUUCAAAUGCUACACGAAAUGAGCAAAAAGAAAAGCAGCCUGAAAAAUAUUUUGGAAAAUUGUGUGCAUGUAAAGUGUGUGGAUAGUUCCAAAGAAGCGAUUGACGAGGAGCAGUACGAUCGAGUUGAUUUGAAACACACCCUGAGUGGAUGUAGAAGUAGAAGCGGAAGUGGAAGUAGAAGCAGACGCGGAAAGGAACAUACUGGAGGUGACGAAACGGGGAAAGUGCACGCGAAGGGGCCUUUGGCUGACUCUCAAGACGAAAGCGCAUUUGAAGAUACACGACCGGAGGAGGCAUUCGACAUGUCCAACUUUUCCACCGAGAUGAGUAAUCGCGAAAUGAAGAAGCUGAGAAAGUGGAAGUCACUGAUGAUAUCGAAGGAACACAAAGACGACUGGCUUUCAUCCGACGUCCUCUUAUGGUGUUUCUUGAACUUCAUAAAAUUGAAGAAGAUCGUGAGUAUAACUGAAUUGUCGAUUAAGUUUCAAACGAAGCGGGAGAACAUACGGAGAAAACUCAAAGAACUCGAAGAACACGACAUGAUCCAGGGGGUCAUGGACAUGGAAGAGAACUAUAUCUACUUGUCCCAGGAGGAGGUGACCAAACUGUGCGUGGAGAUCCUGUCCAUUGAAAAAAUAAAAACACACGAGGAUUUCGUGGAAAUAUGCAACAAGGUCAUAUCUCUCAGUAUCAACGAUCAGGAUGUGCAAAAAUUGAAAGAAGUGGAGGAAAAAAUUGUUGAAGCGAAUAAAAAAAGAUAUUCCGAUUUUGCCUGCACAACCUGA
Plasmodium cynomolgi strain B is the source of this 7071-nucleotide messenger RNA. RefSeq lists its product as hypothetical. Bases 1 to 7071 code for a protein of 2356 amino acids. The transcript is spliced from 5 exons. NCBI's taxonomy places the organism in Eukaryota, Apicomplexa, Aconoidasida, Haemosporida, Plasmodiidae. The record is from RefSeq and is a predicted model, not a curated record.